UGGAAUGAGGGAGCAGGACGGAUAUUGUGAGCUUCCAGCUAGCUCCGGAACCUCAAACCUGAAGCAGGACGGCUAUUGUGAGCUUGGAGCAGGACAGAUAUAGUAAGCCCAUAAAGUUCUAAACCUGAAAUAGGACGGCUCUGGCGAUUUUAGCUCAAAAUUUCCUGAGCUGGAGCAGGGCGUAAUCAGUAGGCUUCUUUCUCCACCAGAGACCUGGAGAAAACCGGAAUCUCUGGCACAGGAAACUUAGACAUGGAUCAGGACGGAUAGAGUAAACUUCUAACUCAAACCCUAAACCUGAAGCAGGACGGAUCCGGCAACUUUUACCUCCCAAACCCUAGACCUGAAACAGCUUCUAGUUCAACAGCCCUAAAUCUGGAGCAGGACAGAUAUAGUGAGAUUCUAUCUCCACCCUAAACCUGGAGCAGAACGGAUCUAAUGAGCUUCUAGCUCCGAAACCCUAGACCUGGAGCAGGACGGAUACGGUGAGCUACUAUCUCCGAUCUCUAGACCUGAGACCAGAUAUCAUUAUGUGGCCGAAUACGUUUAACAAGAAGUGUGCAACAAUCAGUGGUUGGCAAUGCUUGGGAGAUUUUGCGGCAGUAAAACAACAAUUACAAAAAAUCCGCGCAUCCACGCGCAUCCCCCCGCGCAAAGAUGAGGAGGGGAGGGGGGCGAGCAGGCCCUUGCCCCCACUCCCUGGGCAGAAUAAAUCUGUAAGAUUUAAUAUUCCGGAUGGACUGCUGCCUCCUAGUGGUAGCGAGGGAUCAGAUCAAGGAUAUGAAAGCGAUCAGUCAAGGGAACGAAGACGACAGCUGGAAUCUCAAGGAUUGUACGGGGCACGAGAUGUACACGGGAGACAGGUUCAGUACACUGAUAGAGAGUUGUCAGCUUCAAGUCCAGUUCUUCUACAACUCUACGAUGCUAUUAAGGUUGAAGGCGAAGGAAAUAAUCCUCCUGAAGACAACGUCAAAGCUGCUCUUGCAAGAUUAGCAAGUAACGAGAACCUCAAUAGUUCCUAUGAUCUAGUCCUGGGUCUAGUCCGUAGACCACCUCCACCACACACCUGUAGACACCCUCCACCUUCUCCUCCUCCUCCUCAACCUAGACAUCAAUGUCCUUGUCAUUCACAACAUCAUCAUAGGUGUUCUGGUUCAAGUUCAAGAAAAUCAAGAUCAAGACCUUCAUCUCCAGGUCCAUCAUCUAGUCAAUCAAGAUCCCGUCCCUCUUCACCAUUCAACUCCUCUACUAACAUUAGCAUAAACAAUACUAACAGUAAUACUCUCACAAAGUCAAGAUGGACCUUCGGUAAGAAGGCCAAGCGUUCUGCAUCAGCUGAGCGGAGACCACACGUGGAGUUGGGUUGGGGAUCAGCUGAUCCCAGAAACCGGUUUAUAUCAAGGGAGAGAUACAGUGAGACUGGACGGUACGCGUUGGAACGUGGGCGGGAGAGAGUCCAGGUUGAUCGUUUUGUAGGAGAAGGCAGAGAAAAUUCUUUAGGGAAAUGGGAAGAUACCGGAAGUAAAGGUUGGGAGUUUAAAUGGGAAGGAAGUGUUGAUGUUGAGAGCGCGACCAAUACAGCUUCUCUCGCUGGUGACCUUUGUCGGCGCGCUACUGCGCUCCGGCGCACUCUUUACAAGAUGCCUGGACUCAUCAAUCAGAGAACAGCUUUCCUAGAGAUCAUAAAGGAUGUUGCAAGUGAGAUGAAGCUGCUUCUAGACUCUGCAGCUCGUCUAGCUCCACUGCUCCCGGAACGACAGCGGCAGGAGCUGGAUAUGGCGCGGCGGAAACUUUUGGAAACUUCUAGAUCAUUCUCCACAGCUCUCAAGGGAUACUUUAAAGAACCACAAGCAACCCCAGUCCUUCUGGCGGCAACAGCACUUGUCUACAGAACAGAUGAAAUCAUUCAGUCAUUAGAACCAUAAACAGCUGUAUCCAGUUCCAGGAACCAUAAACAGCUGUAUCCAGUUCCAGGAACCAUAAACAGAUGUAUCCAGUCAUAAGAACCAUAACCAGCUGUAUCCAGUCAUUAAACCAUAAAUAACUGUAUCCAGUCAUUUGACCCAUAGACAACUGGAUCCAGCCAUUAGAACCAUAAACAGCUGUAUCCAGUCAUUAAAACCAUAAACAACUGUAUCCAGCCAUUAGAACCAUAAACAGCUGUAUCCAGCCAUUAGAACCAUAAAUAGAUGUAUCCAGUCAUUAAAACCAUAAACAGCUGUAUUCAGUCAUUAGAACCGUACACAGCUGUAUCUAGUGAUUAGAACCAUGUACAACUGUAUCCAGUCAUGAGAACCAUAAACAGUUGUAUCCAGCCGUUAGAACCAUAAACAUCUGUUUCCAGUCAUUAGAACCAAAAUCAACUGAAUCCAGUCCCUGGAACCAUAAAUGGAUGCAUCCAGUCCCUGGAACAUUACACAGCUGUAUUCAGUCCCUGGAACCAUAAACGGCUGUAUACAGUAUCUGGAACCAUAAUAAACGGCAUCUAGUCCAAGGAAUUAGAAACAGCUGUGAGCAUUGUAUUUAAAAUCUUUAUUUAUCAUAUAUCGUAUAACAUGAGACAAAUUCACACUGUGAUUGACAGUGAUUUUUUAUCAAAUAAUGAGGAAAGUUAAGUGCACUGUGAUCGACAGUUGUAUAAAUUGAAUUUAACAGCUGUGUACAUUGGAAAGUAACAAGAGCAAACAUAAUGUUAACGUUUUUGUUGCUGUUGUAAAACAGCAGCUGUUUUCUGUCGGUAAAACAUCUGCUGUUUUUCUGUCGGUAAAACAGCAUACUCUCUUGUUGGUAAAAAAUAGAGCCUAUGUUCUGUUUUUAAAAAGAACGCUGAAUUGUUAGCAGCUUGUCAAUCUACAGACUGGAGAUAACGAGACAAUUUAGACCAUUUAGACAAUUUAGACAAUUUAGACAAUUUAGACAAUUUAGACAAUUUAGACAAUUUAGACAAUUUCAGAAAUUAUACGAAAACAAAUGUUAUACACAAUAACAUACUGGUUAAUAGACAAUAAAUGUUAAGACAGGAGAGUGUUUUAAUUAUAAUAAGAUAAGUGAAAUUUGAACAAAAAAACAAAUAUUCAGAGGAACAGCGAGAUAGCAAUAACACUAGACAACUGGACAGUUAGACAACUAUACAUUCAGAUAAAUAGACAGACAACUAGACAGAUCGAAACCUACACAACUAGACAAAUAGGUAGUUAGACAACUAGACACUAUAGACACUUAUUUAGCUAAAAAGUUUGACAGACAGACAAAUAUAGACAUGUUGUCUGUAAAUUACCUAAAUCAACAAUAUUAACUAGUCAGUAACUCAUUUAGUCAAAGUUAAACCCUGUUUGUAAAUAUAUAAUUUUAGUUAAUGUUUUUUUGUGAUUAUAUAA
This is a messenger RNA of Eurytemora carolleeae, 3377 nucleotides long. RefSeq lists its product as uncharacterized. Gene Ontology annotation, biological process: positive regulation of MAP kinase activity; regulation of Golgi organization. The transcript has 8 exons. Gene Ontology annotation, cellular component: Golgi apparatus; FAR/SIP/STRIPAK complex. Lineage: Eukaryota; Metazoa; Arthropoda; Copepoda; Calanoida; Temoridae. Gene Ontology annotation, molecular function: protein kinase binding. The coding region runs from base 531 to 1925 and encodes 464 amino acids. The record is from RefSeq and is a predicted model, not a curated record.